AUUCUUUAUCUUUGAAGUAAAUAUUAAAAUUGAAAUUCUGGGGACUGAUUUGAGUUGUGAAUUUUUCAUUCAUAUCAGAAUAUCAUUGUGAUUUCUGAUUUCACGGCAGCUAAUUACUAACUAACUAGUUUAUGUACAUUUUUUUAUAGAAUGAAAUCGGGUAUUAUAAUUGGGUUGGUGGUUCAUCUUGGAAUUAAGCACAGUACAUACUACAAAUUGGAAGACGUGUCGGGUACUUUGGGUAUUUUAUAUUAUAUAUAUAUAUAUAUAUUAUAGAUCAAAAGCCAUGCAACUAAAGCAAAAGUAAAGCAUUAAACAGUAUGUGAUUGGCUUGAGAAUAAAUUAUGGAAUUGCGUGGUGGUUUCAGAAAGCUGAUUCUGUUUCUUUUACCUUGUGAAAGUGAUAUUAUACAUAUAUAAUGCCUAUACCUGUGUUCCAUCUCCACUCUUACAAAAUUGUUUGUAGAGGACGCAUUCUCUGCUGAAGGUGAUAUAGUGUACGAUCUCUAGUCUCGCAAAUUGUUUGUAAGGGAGAGGACGAACUGCUACUUUGCUCUAACAUUGUCCUUCUCGGCUCAAGCGAAAUGGAUAUGAAUACUCUUACUUCAGUUGUCGGAAAUUUGCUAGUAUAUUCCAUAGAACCAAUACGGCAACAAUUUGUCUAUUUGAUCAACUACAAGGAAAACAUUGAGAGGCUGGUUGUUGAAUUCGAGAAACUGAGGGAUGAAAGAACUGUAGUGCAACUACUGGUGGAUGAUGCCAAAAGGAACGCACGAGUUGUUGCACCUCAAGUUGUAAAGUGGCUUGCAAAAGUGGAUCAGGUGGAGAAGGCCUCGGAAGAUCUCAGGAACCGACGCGGACCAAGACGUUUAAAUGGAGACCCAUUGAAUCUGAAAUUGCGUUAUUCGUUGGGUAAGAAGGCUAGCAAGAUGACUCAAGAAGUCAUUAAUGUCCUACAAGAAAGGAAUUUCAAAGAAGUAGGAUACCCUGCGCCACCAAAGGACUAUGCUUCUACAUCCACAACAGGUUUUUCUGGUUUGACAUCAAGAAUCCAGGUUGUUGAGGGUAUCAUGCAGGCUCUCAAGGAUGAGGACAUCAAUAUGAUCGGUAUUUGUGGAGCCGGAGGGAUGGGGAAGACAAAAAUGGUGGAAGAAGUUAUGGUAAGAGCAAAAGCCGAAAAGCUAUUUGAACAAUAUGCAAUGGCUGUAGUCUCUCAAACACCAGAUGAGAGAGCAAUUCAAGACCGAAUUGCAGAUGAGCUAAGUUUGCCGUUGGACCGCAAAGAAAGUGUAGCUGGACGGGCAGAUAAGCUUCGAGAAUGUAUAUUGAUGGAUGGCAAAAAGAUCCUUGUGAUAUUGGAUAGCAUUUGGGAGAAGCUUGAUUUCGACAAGGUUGGACUUCCUUUAGGACCCGAUAAUAAGAGUUGCAAGUUUAUUCUCACCACCAGAAACGAAGAUGUAUGCGUGCAGAUGAAUUGCCAAAAGAAAUUUACAAUCUCGUAUUUGCCGACUUCGCCGACCAGCAACGAGGCUAGCGACAGGGCUCAAGACAUCAUUCAACUCCGACAAGAAGGGAAUUACAACAGAGAAGCAUCAUCUGGUUCGACAUCAAGAAUCUCGGUCAGGGAGGAUAUCAUGCAGGCUCUCGGGAAAGAUGAAAUCAAUAUGAUCGGUAUUUGUGGAGCUGGAGGGAUAGGGAAGACAAAAAUGGUGGAAGAAGUUACCAAAAGAGCAAAAGCCGAAAAGCUAUUUGAAGAAUUUGCAAUAGCGGUUGUCUCUCAAACACCAGAUGAGAGAGCAAUUCAAGGCCAAAUCGCAGAUAAGCUAGGCCUGAGCUUCGACGACAAAGAAAGUGUAGCUGGACGGGCAGAUAGGCUUCGACAAAGAAUGAUGAUGGAAGGAAAAAAGAUCCUUGUGAUAUUGGACGACAUUUGGGAGAAGCUUGAUUUCAACAAGGUUGGACUACCUUUGGGACCUGAAAAUAAGACAUGCAAGUUUAUUAUCACCACGAGAAACGAAGAUGUAUGUCCGCAGAUGAAUUGCCAAAAGAAAUUUACAAUCUCCUACUUGCCAAAGGAAGAGGCAUGGAAGCUUUUCCGGGAAUCAGCUGGCAACCUUGUCGAUGAUCCUCGCUUGCGUCCGAUAGCAGAGGCAGUAGCAGAUGAAUGUGGAGGCUUGCCGCUGGCCAUCAUUAUUGUUGGAAGGGCGUUGGAAAAUAAGGGCCGAAUUGUUUGGGAACAUGCGCUUCAACAACUUAAGAAAUAUGCACCAGGUAACAUUACUGGAAUGCAUAAACAUGUAUUCUCAAGCAUUGAGUUGAGUUAAA
This is a messenger RNA of Ziziphus jujuba (common jujube), 2324 nucleotides long. Its product is annotated as probable disease resistance protein At1g61190. The record is from RefSeq and is a predicted model, not a curated record. The coding region runs from base 584 to 2323 and encodes 579 amino acids. The transcript is spliced from 3 exons. Gene Ontology annotation, molecular function: ADP binding. Lineage: Eukaryota; Viridiplantae; Streptophyta; Magnoliopsida; Rosales; Rhamnaceae.